Filobasidium floriforme is the source of this 1245-nucleotide messenger RNA. RefSeq lists its product as uncharacterized. Gene Ontology annotation, cellular component: EMC complex. The transcript has 6 exons. The record is from RefSeq and is a predicted model, not a curated record. NCBI's taxonomy places the organism in Eukaryota, Fungi, Basidiomycota, Tremellomycetes, Filobasidiales, Filobasidiaceae. Gene Ontology annotation, molecular function: carbohydrate binding. The coding region runs from base 1 to 789 and encodes 262 amino acids.
AUGAGGUGGUUCAGUAGAACAAUCUCUGACGAAAGCUACCGGUUCAUCGAUAUCAGCGCCUGUCUCGCUGCGGCCAGCUUGACGUCGGCAGUUGCCGUUGAUGUGACGGGGUCCCUGGCAUACAACUUCUUUCUCAAGGACACGACCGAGCUGAGACCCGGAGCCAAGGUCAUUUUGAACCAUGGCGAACGUAGCGCUUUUCUGCGUCAAGAUGGGUCUUUCGUAAUACCCGAUGUGCCCGAGGGAGAAUAUGCGCUCGAGGUCAUCAGUAACACGCACGCAUUCGAACCGCUCUACCUGACCGUAUCGGAUGAUGAUGCUGUCUACGUACAAGCCUAUCACCCGCUCGGGACUCCUCUUGAUAAACCCGCCUCCUCCCCCUCCUCUUCCGCAUCUACCCCACCCUCUGCGUCAUCAUCUUCUUUCCUGCCAUACCCGAUCGUCCUCCACCCAGGCAUGCGCCUCUCGGACGUCUUCUACGACGCCUCUCCCUCGGCCGGAUCCAACCUCCUGGGAAUGCUCAAAUCGCCCAUGGUCCUCAUGCUAGCGUUUACGGGGAUCAUGGCAUUCGCCGCACCGAAAUUAUUGGAAAGCAUGGAAGUCGACCCGGAGGACGCCAAGAGCGUGAAAGAGAUGAGGGACCGGUUGCAGAGCGUUCACACGACUGAUUGGGGCGAGAAGUUGGCAGGGAGACUGGCGGGUGUACCGGAAAACGCCAACGCUGCCGCGAGCCCCGCAGCCGUAGGAUCAAACUCUGGCGGAGCGGGCAAGAGACGAAAAGGUCGGUAGAGUCUGCCCAUAGAUGAAGAUGCGCCGGACUUGUAGCGGGAGACGAAGGUAUGGCACAUUAAGCGGAACAUCUAUAAUAUGAAACAAGCUGCGAUGGCAUUACACGAUGGCCGAUUAGGUGUCCAUAUGCAAGCGGUAUUGGGACAGAGAAACGAUCAAUGGAAAUCUGAGGGGCCGAGGAUACAAAGUCUGAGGGAAAUGUCCAUGCUAGCUAGACCUCUAGCGGAAGCCGGAGUGCGUUCGAUGCCGAUAGUGUCCGCAAAGCAUGAUCCCCAAGGUCGGAUCAGAACAGGGCGUGUAGUGGGUCGUCGUAAGAGUCGUUAGUUCGGGGAGGGGUCAUCUGUGAUGGGUAUCGACAGCGUCUGUCUUUCGAGGGAGGAUGCCACUGUCUGAUCCUCCUAUGCUCGAUUCCAACGUCCGGCUCCUCCAAUCAAGCCCCAUCCGCUGACGAGCAUG